Messenger RNA from Herpailurus yagouaroundi (jaguarundi), 687 nucleotides. Its product is annotated as myelin P2 protein. Gene Ontology annotation, molecular function: lipid binding. The transcript is spliced from 5 exons. The coding region runs from base 16 to 447 and encodes 143 amino acids. Lineage: Eukaryota; Metazoa; Chordata; Mammalia; Carnivora; Felidae. Gene Ontology annotation, cellular component: myelin sheath. The record is from RefSeq and is a predicted model, not a curated record. Gene Ontology annotation, biological process: membrane organization.
UAAUUGUCUACAUGCAUGCAGAACUGUGUUGAAUUCUCAUCCAUCGCAAUGAGCAACAGAUUCCUGGGCACCUGGAAACUCGUCUCCAGUGAGAACUUUGAUGAUUACAUGAAAGCUCUGGGUGUGGGGUUAGCCACCAGAAAACUGGGAAACUUGGCCAAACCCCGAGUGAUCAUCAGCAAGAAAGGGGAUAUUAUAACUAUAAGAACUGAAAGUACGUUUAAAAAUACAGAGAUCUCCUUCAAGUUAGGCCAAGAGUUUGAAGAAACCACAGCUGACAACAGGAAAACAAAGAGCACUGUAACCUUGUCAAGAGGCUCAUUGAAUCAAGUGCAGAAAUGGGAUGACAAAGAGACAACAAUAAAAAGAAAGUUGGUGGAUGGGAAAAUGGUAGUGGAAUGUAAAAUGAAGGGCGUGGUCUGCACCAGAAUUUAUGAGAAGGUCUGAGAAAAUCAUUUCCUCAUUGAAGUGGCAUUUGAUCAUUUGAUGUUGGAAAUCAACGGUUUUUGUUGGCAAGGCCCAACUACACUGCAAUUUGUUUGUUUUUGCUUUUGUCUUAAUAGAUCAGAGAGGUAAAGGUCUAAACUGAGGAUUAAUCUAAAAUUCAGUGUUGUUGAAACAUUUUCGAUUUGCAUGCAUUUCCUUACUGUAUUAAAGUAUGUAUACUGGCCACACCUAAAUACUUGA